Molecule: messenger RNA, 592 nt
Organism: Terrapene triunguis (Three-toed box turtle)
Lineage: Eukaryota; Metazoa; Chordata; Testudines; Emydidae
Product: amiloride-sensitive amine oxidase [copper-containing]-like
Exons: 2
Biological process (GO): response to antibiotic; amine metabolic process
Cellular component (GO): plasma membrane
Molecular function (GO): quinone binding; diamine oxidase activity; primary methylamine oxidase activity
Source: RefSeq, a predicted model, not a curated record
CUAGAUGGGCCCCCCCAAGCUGAGGUUGGAGGGACCCAGGAGUCCUGUUCCCAUGACACUGAUUGGGCCCAGGGGAACGUCAGCCCCAGCCCCCUACCCUGGCCCUUCAGAGCGUCCGUCCCCGGGGGGGCAGGGCUGGGGCCUCCCCUCAUGGCCUGUCCCCCCCGCAGGCACCCAGAACAGCUUCGAGACGCUGGACGUGCGCUUCGAGAACAUCUCCAACCCCUGGAGCGCGGGCGAGCGGGUCGUGCAGCCCCGUCUGCAUCGGCGGCGGUGCCGGAGCGAGCGCCAGGCCGCCUUCCCCUUCGGCACGGCCCUGCCCCGGUACCUGCUCUUCUCCAGCCCGACCCAGCGCAACCGCUGGGGGCACCCGCGCAGCUACCGCAUCCAGUACAGCUCUCAGGCCGGCCGCGUCCUGCCCCGCGGCUGGAGGGAGGAGCGGGGCGUCGCCUGGGGACGGUACCACCUGGCGGUGACGCGGCAUCACGAGAAGGAGGCGACCAGCAGCAGCCCGUACGCCCAGCACGACCCCUGGCAGCCGGCCGUCGACUUCGAGAGCUUCAUCCGAAACGACGAGAACAUCGAGAACCAG